Ceratosolen solmsi marchali is the source of this 9113-nucleotide messenger RNA. It is a transcript of the gene hyd, whose product is annotated as E3 ubiquitin-protein ligase hyd. Gene Ontology annotation, molecular function: RNA binding; ubiquitin-ubiquitin ligase activity; zinc ion binding. Gene Ontology annotation, biological process: positive regulation of canonical Wnt signaling pathway; protein polyubiquitination. The transcript is spliced from 31 exons. The record is from RefSeq and is a predicted model, not a curated record. Gene Ontology annotation, cellular component: cytoplasm; nucleus. Lineage: Eukaryota; Metazoa; Arthropoda; Insecta; Hymenoptera; Agaonidae. Bases 146 to 8968 code for a protein of 2940 amino acids.
CUGUUUCUUCGAAACAUGGCCGAAGAUCGUUCCGUAGAGAAAUUUCGCGUGAAGUGAAAAGUCAAUAGAAAGAACCUGGCGAGUUGAGCCCGCCCGUAAUAAGGGUGAGAGACGUGUGUUUCGCGCGUUAGCGUCCACGAACGUUAUGAGCUCGAUUCACUUUGCCGUUCAUCCCCUGCCAGGGACGGACGACCAGCUCAACGACAGAUUAAGAGAAGUUGCAGAAAAAAUUAACAAAUAUGGUUUUGUUACACCACCAGCCCUUAAUGGACUUAAAGUCUCGGUUAAACGAAUUGUUGUUGGACCAUCACAUGUUGGAUUACUUAUGGACGACAAUAGAAUUUGCCGUGUUGCAUUCACAGUUCUUUAUGACAGAUUGGAUUUGCGAAAAAGUGAACCAAGUAGAAACACCAGCAAAAGUCACGUGGGAAAUUCGACCACGGCGCCCAGCAGCAGUGGGAACACAGGCGGUGGGAGCAGCGGCAGCGCUGGGGCCAGCAGCAGCAGCAGCAGCAGCCGCGCCGGUAUCUCGCGCUCGCGGGCCCGCAUAAUGCGCAGCAGCUCGGCCAUCCGGGGUGGCGGUAGCGGUGGUGGCAGUGGGAACACUGGCGCUGGGGCUACGGGCAGCAGCGGCGGUGCUGGGAGCGGCAGCGGCAGUCGGAUCGGACCGCCCGGCGUCAUCAUGAGUGGUGGCAGUGGCAGUAGCUCGAGACCUAUCGUCUCCGUACCACCGCCAUUCGUGCCGGAAGACCUCAUAUCACAAGCACAAGUAGUAUUGCAAGGCAAAAGUCGUAAUUUAAUAAUGCGCGAGCUUCAACGUACGAAUUUGGAUGUAAAUUUGGCAGUCAAUAAUUUAUUGUCAAGGGACGAUGAGGAAGGUGAUGAUGCAGAAGAUGCAGCCGAUAGUUAUGUACCAGAAGAUCUUAUAUCAUUAUUAGACGGAGGAUUUAGUAAUGAACACUCGGUUAUUAUCGAUGCCGAUUCUAUGUUUUCCGAAGAUGUUUUUGGAUAUCCAGGAAUGAGAAACCGUGGUAGUUCAUCGCGCAGACUUGGUAAUGAUCGAGACAGUGAAAGAUCGACGGAGCGUGACAGAGAUAGAGAUAGUUUCAGUCGAUGGAGAGAUCGUCAGUACUACGGUCCACGACGUUGGCUCGAAACUGCCUUGAAAGACUCUUGGGAGAAAGAUCCAGCUCAAUGUGCAUAUUUUCUAUUUAAUUUAGAUAUUAAAAAAAAGGAGCUAGCAUCUCAGUGUCCACUCUGGAUAUCCGAAGAAUUGGAGUGGUGGAACGAACGUAAUGAAUCAGCCCCUAGGUUUGUACAAAUAGCAGCCCUUUACAGCGAAUUAAUCGCAAUCUCAUCAACGGGUCAAUUGUAUCAAUGGCGAUGGUCUGAUGCCGAACCAUACAAACAUCCAGAUAAUUCUAACGUACAUCAUCCAAAAACUAUAGCAUUAAAUUUGGUGAGUGAGAAGAUAAUAAACAUAUCCGCAACGGCAAUUCGUUGCUCCGUUAGUACGGAAACCGGCAAAGUGGCAACGUGGCUUGAUGAACUCUUAGGACACGUUGCUUCGAGAUUGGAACAUCCGGCUCAAGCCUUUACCGAAUUCACGUUAGAUAAAAUUAUUUCAUUGCACACUUGUGCACUCUACACUGUUGCUCGUCUUGAAAGUGGAGCGCUUUAUUGGUGGGGUGUACUACCAUUUGCUCAAAGAAUGAAAUUAUGGGAGAAAUAUAAAGCAAAGUCGAGAAAGCACAGACCGUCAACUGCUGUAUCUGCCGACAUAACUUAUGGCAGCCACGUAUGCAUGAAAAAUAGUCCUAUAUAUCAAGCGGGAGCUAUAGGCUUUACAAUAGCCAAUGGUGUUCCAAAAGUCGUACAGCUUUUGUCGGCAGUAUGGAAUCUCGAUGCGAUCUGCCGUUUUAAAAUCUUGCCCGCUGGCAUAUUACCACCCAAUGUAGCAACGGAAAAGAGAGAGUCGAAUGGAAAUGGAUCUUCGAACAGCAGUAAUAAGACGAGUCACAAAGAAACAGCUGAUAGAAUUGAUAUGCCACCUCCACCAUCGCCUGCUUCUAGUACAUGCAGCGACACUGGCAGUAUAACAACGAGCCACAAACGUCAAAAACGCGUUGCGCCCAAGAGUGAAGGUGAACCUGAUCGGAAAGAUGAGGAAGAUUGGCAUUUAAAAGACGUUGUUUUCGUCGAAGACGUUAAGACACUUCCGAUUGGAAAAGUAAUUAAAGUUGACGGCUGCUAUGUGGCAGUUAAAUUUUUUUCAAAAGAUUCGAAGGAAAAGGAGAAAGAAACAAAGGAUAAGGAAUUUAAUAAUUCUGAUUUCAAAGACGCAACAGCUGAAGAAUCAACCAAGCUCCUCGCUGACUGUAGACUUCUCAGAAAGGAUGAAUUAGUGGUAAUAAAAUCGUCUAUGAGUUCCCGAGCUCCAGACUGUUUUCAACGUACUCCAAGACGUGUCAAUAUUGCCGAAGGUUCUAAUGAGAAUCUUCUGACAAUAGCAACGGAUGGUCAGGGUAUUCAUGCAAUUCUACGCAGUGGGAGUAAAUUAAGUUAUGUUAUUUAUAAUCUCAGCACUGGAAGAUACGUGCAGGAUUGUUACAUUCCAUCAGAUAUUUCUUCAUUUUUGGGCUUACAACCACAAAAUAUCAGCUUAACCAGUGCUGGAGAGAAUACCGAAUGUUCAAUGAUUCUUCGUGAUGGCAAUAAUACAAUUUAUCCAAUCGCAAAAGAUUGCGCAGAUGCCAUUCGAGAUCCAAAUUGGCUAGAUUUAGUACCAGUGUUUUGCAUUGGUGCAUCGACCAUACCAAUUCCAAGUAUUCCAGCAAUGAAUCUUAAAAAUCAAGUCGCUGUCAUUGCACUUGUUUUCGACACUCUUUUACUUAUGCCUCGAAUUUUGAGAUGCGAUUAUGAUGGCGUGAAACAAAUUUUCGCCAAUUUAGAACAGGAUUUAAAGGCAAAUGCUGCUCAAAUGCAAACAAUUCUCAAUGAACGUUGCGAUGGCAAUCGUAAUAUCCUUCAUGCCUGCAUCAAUAUGUGUGCUCCCACUUCCAAUAAGGAAAAUGACCAAGAACACGAAUUAGUUACAAACACAGUAGACACCAAUUCCGCUCCGAUAGAAGAACCCAUUCCUACAUUAAGUUGGCCUCCAGAAGCUUUUGACAAUACAUCGGGCGAAGAAGAUUCAUUACUUGGUAUUGGAGCCACUAGCAUCUCCAUGAUUAACAAAAGUGGAUCUGCUGCAAAUAACACCUACAUAAUUGAUUCUGUUGAAAGACGAAAUAAUGCCCUAUUAAUAUUGAAAUUUAUGUGCGAGAGUCCAGUUUUAGCUCCACAUCUAAAAGAAUUACUUUCUGCCAGAGAUGCCCAGGGUCAAACACCUUUGAUGCUGGCCGUUUCAGUCCGCGCAUACCACGCGGCCCUGAUAGUUCUCGAUACAAUCCAGCGAGUAGGAAAAGACGCGAAGGACUGUUCCUCGAUGAUUCUGCCAUCGGAUGCGAAUCUUGAUCUCUCGCCUCUCUUUGUCACAUGCUGCAACGACACGUGCAGCUUUACCUGGACGGGUGCCGAUCACAUCAAUCAGGAUAUUUUCGAAUGUCGGACCUGCGGUCUUACUGGCUCGCUAUGCUGCUGCACCGAAUGCGCGAGGGUCUGUCACAGAGGACACGACUGCAAGCUUAAGCACACUUCGCCGACGGCUUAUUGCGACUGUUGGGAGAAGUGCAAGUGUCGUGCACUGAUUGUCGGCCGACAGAGCGCCAGAUACGAUUUGCUCUGCAGACUCGUCACUAGUACAGAUCUCGCUACCAAGAUCAAUUCCAGAGGCGAGUCGAUCCUUCUGUUCCUCGUGCAAACAGUCGGUCGCCAGUCGGUAGAGCAACGUCAGUUCCGUUCGGGACCACGACAGCGCUCGACCUCGGCCAACCGGAAGAACCCCUCGUCGGACGGCAUUUGCGCGGACUCGGAUAUGCCGGAGCACGACCUCGAGCCGCCGCGAUUCAGUCGUCGAGCCCUCGAGCGUCUUCUCAACGACUGGCCGGCAGUGCAAUGCACAAUUAUGUCCGGAGUCCACGAGAGCGUUGCCGAGCAGCUGUUCGGCGACCAGGGACAGACCUGCAAGCAGAGCGGCACUGCUCUACUCGACAAAUUCACAUACUCGCUGUUGGUUAAAUGCAGCGCCGAGAUGCUCGACACGUUGCUAACGACGCUCAUAAGGGAGCUGCAGAACGAGAGCGUGCCCGGGAGGCUCGAGGAGGCCGUCGUCGUAGCGAGGAGAUUCGUUAGAUCCGUGGCGAGAAUCUUUGUCAUUUUCACAAUUGAAAUGGCACCCAAUACGACGAAAAGGCGCAGUGCCAGCCAAGCGUCGCAGCCAUUGAUGAAAUGCCGACGGAUAUUCCAAGCGCUGAUCAAGCUAGCGGUCGAGGAGCUUUGCGAAACCGCCGAUUCCCUUAUAGCACCGGUUCGCUUGGGCGUUGCUCGACCAACCGCACCCUUUAGCCUCACGAGCUCCGCCAUCGAAGUAAUCAAUGGCUCGGAGGAGUUAUUUUCGAUCGAGCCCCUUAUACCUCACAGUGGCGUCAACUCGCAAAGCUUGGAUUCCACGCUACAGGCGCAGCAAGGAAAUAACAACAUAACGAUUAACCGAGAUGUUUCAACAAUGGACGAGACCGAACCAGGUGAAGAAGUACCGAUGGAUCUCGAUGGUGACAUUAGCGAACACGAAGAGUCAUCUGCAGUGGUUAGUACGCAGCCUCUUGGUGAGGUGGACAGUGGCGCUGGGGGCACGGGCGAGGAGCCGGCUGGCGAUGGUGAAUCCGACACCGAGCUCGACUUGCUCGUUGAGGCGGAAACCGAGUCCGAUUCGGAUGACAAUCACAGUAAUCAGGAUGCGGCCUCGGCUCAGCGCAGUGUUCAAACGGGCGCGACCGCUGGCUCGGACGGUGGCAUGAACUCGAUAUUACUGUAUCCGGAGGACGAAUCCGGCGAGUCCAGCCAGCAAGAAGACGACGAGAGCGAGGCGGGAGAAACCGACGAGCAAGAUACGGAAGAGUUUCAAAUCGGCGACGAGCAGCUUGAACGACGGAGUGGCUCGACCGGGCAAUCGCAUCGCAAUAAUCUGGCACCAGUCUCGAUGCAGUGGGCUAUUCGUAACAGAGAGUCGAGCACGCGAACGUCGGGCUUGAGAGUGACAGGAGGUAGCAAUUUGGUAUUCAUUGAUCCAUCGUCGCUUAGACGCUCGACAGCGACGUCGGCUGUACCCGCGGCUCAAGAGCCAAUAACUAUGGGCACGACCGCAAGCUGCUUAGCCAGAGCCUUUGGCAUUGUCAUUCGACAGAUUGCCGAUCUGCUGACGAUGAUGCAGGACUACAAAAUGGUAGCUCCAUCAUUGCCAAGGACGUUGGAAGUGACUUUUUUGGACGCCAUUGGCUUACAGAUGUACUUGGAGGCACACUUGAAGCCAACCUGGGACUGGCUGCUAACGGUAAUGGACGCUACCGAAGCUCAAUUACGAUUCGGCGUUUCGUUGACGCGUAGUGCUGAUCCAACGCACCCGGAGCAUCCUCUCAAUAGCGCGCCCACCUUGUCCGGUGGCAAUUUUACAGGCUUGUUGAACUCGGCGGCCUUGUCACUGUCUCUGCAGGGUACUUCGGGCAGAAACGCGCGCACCGGUAUAACAGCAACGUCCAAUAUUUCCACGUCGCAAAACUCGACGCGAGUCACAGUUGGUUUUACAGGAGUUAGCGAAGCUUCACGCACCAAUCGAGAACGCGUCGAGGCACCAUCUGCCAGGCGUGAAUUCUUGUCUUAUUGUUUGUCGCUCAUGCGUGCUCACAACGGCGAGCACAGAGACAGUUUACCAGUACUUGAUGUCUCGGCACUUCGACACGUCGCAUACGUAUUCGAUGCCCUCGUGUAUUACAUGAGAUCGUUAUCAGAACCGCUUUCGUCGAGGGGUGACACACAAAAGGAAACAUCCGAUCCAGCAUGGAAUGAUCAAGACGAGAACGAUAAUGAGGAAGCUGAGGAAGACAGUUUGAAUACCGCUACGACAAUGGAGACAGACUCGGUAGACUACCCGGAUCUCUUGAAUAUACCGUGCGCCUCGAGUAGUAACAGCGCCGGGAACACGACCAGCGGCAGCAUAGCCAAGGGACGAAAGCACCCAUUCCUUCAACGCUCGGACUCGACGCUCUGCCUCGGCUGUCCGCCCCUUGACCCCUUCGACACCGCAUUGUCCGAGGCGUUGCCGCUCGCUGACCAGCCGCACCUUUUGCAGCCACACUCGAGACGCGAGGACCUAUUUGGCGUGCCCCGACAGACGUCGACCGGCACCACGACCAGCUUCGAAGGUUUACCCACGAGGCUCGGACUCUCGGCCAGGAAUGUCGAGGGCCAACUCAACUCGUCCACCCUAAUCCUCGGUCAUGCUCUCGAGCAGAUUGCACGAAAUCACGGACCGUCUGCGGGCAACGUUAAUACGAGGCAUGGAGGUGGCGGAGAGCCAGGGCCCAGUAAAUUAAGCGAGAAGCCAAAAUUAUUUAACCAGCCAACCGAGCCAGCUCAGGCAACCAUAGCAGUUGUCGAGCAGCAAACCGAUCGAGCCCCUAUAAUUGUUUCGCCAAAUAAUCAAUCCAUGGAUAUUGAGACAAACAGCAAUAGUAACAACAGCCCUCCAAAGUCUUCAGCCAGCGGUAACAGCAGCACUAACGGCAAUAGUAGUAGUAGUAACAACGGUAAAGAUAUUUUAUGUAAGGUCGAGCGCAGUGUCAUAGUCCGUGCUGGAAGUAGCAAUAGCAAUAGCAGUACGUGCGCCACAGAGUCUCCGAAUAAUGUAAAUAAACAGUCGAACGUCAUCAGCCCAGAGGUGCUGGUAGCUGGUGUACAAGGUGAGGCGCAGACGGUCGGUGCGAACGAGGAAGUCGUGGAUCUUGCAAGCACGGUAUCGGCCCAGGAGAUAUCGGCACACGAAACGGUUGAAACGAGCCAGGCACCGGCAGAACCAGUCGUCAUACCGCCAACACCCGCGAGAGCGCACGUCUCGAACAUAGGAACCAAGAUCUCGCAUAACAUUCUAUUGGGAAGGUGGAGGCUAUCCUUAGAUUUAUUUGGUAGGGUUUUCAUGGAGGAUGUGGGCUUGGAGGCUGGAAGUAUAGUAUCGGAAUUGGGCGGAUUCCCGGUAAAAGAAGCAAAAUUCCGGAGAGACAUGGAGAAGCUAAGAAAUUCACAACAAAAGGAUAUCACGUUAUCGAAAGUGGAACGUGACAGAACACAGCUUCUUGUCCAAACGAUGAAAGAAUUAAAUACACAGUAUAACCUUUAUAAUAGGAGAGCGUCUAAUACACCGCCCUUAGCAGUGAGUCGUGUAAAAGUCACAUUCAAGGAUGAACCGGGGGAAGGUUCGGGUGUGGCACGUAGUUUUUAUACUGCAAUAGCAGAGGCAAUUUUAGCCAAUGAAAAAUUACCAAAUCUUGAGGCAGCACAAGUAGGAUCAAAAUAUGCGCAGUAUAAUGUGCUACAAAAGUUAAAAAUCAAAGAUCGCGAUCGGGAUCUUCGAAGACAAAAUCCUCGUUCAUCCGGAAAGUGCAGAGAAUCUCGUCGAGCUUUAUCCGUCGAAGCUCGUCUCUUCCAACCCUCCACUUCAUUAAAGGCUCGUUUAUUUCAUCCCUCCACGCUACUCGAAGGCUCAACCUCCAACCCCGGCAAUUCCUCAUCCGCGGCCGACCCGCCAUCUUUCGGACAUGCCAACAAUGAUCACCUGACGAUGCAUCAGCAGCAGCUCGGUGAUCGUCUUUAUCCAAAAGUCUACGCUUUGCAGCCGAUGCACUCCGAAAAGAUCACGGGUAUGCUACUUGAAAUGAAUCCUGCACAGUUGUUAAUGCUCCUUGCGUCCGAGGAGUCAUUGAGGCAGAAGGUCGAGGAAGCCUUUGAGCUUAUUCUCAGUCACAAUCAAGGUCUUGCUAGUGAGGCUCUACUUGAUCUUGAUGUUUUCAAUCUGACCGAACGCUGCGGUGCUAACAAGAAAAAGCAAUUAGAGAGCUCGAUUGCAGAUGAUACGGAGGAUAACGCUCCAUUAUUUUACGCACCGGGAAAGCGUGGAUUUUACACGCCAAGGCAGGGGAGAGCAAGUUACGAAAGACUUAAUGCCUUCAGGAAUGUCGGACGACUCAUUGGACUCUGUUUGCAGCAAAACGAGUUGUGUCCUAUAUUCUUGAAUCGGCAUGUAUUGAAAUACAUAUUAGCGAGGCCAAUAAGGUUCCACGAUCUUGCAUUUUUCGACUCGGUUAUAUACGAAAGUUUGCGGCAGCUCGUCGUCGAUGCCGAGAUUACGAACAGCAGCAAUUUGUUCCAUUUAGAGCUUACCUUUAGUAUUGACCUGUGUCCGGAGGAAGGUGGCGGCUCGAUAGAAUUAGUGCCCAACGGUCGGGAUGUCGAGGUAACAGCCGCCAAUCUCUACGAUUAUGUACGAAAGUACGCAGAAGUGCGGAUGAUCAAGGUUCAGGAGAAGGCGUUAGAGGCGAUACGCGAAGGUGUGUUCGAUGUUUUACCGGAAGGCGCACUCGAUGGACUUACCGCUGAGGAUCUGAGACUGUUGCUGAACGGAGUUGGCGACAUCAAUGUAUCUGUGCUCAUUUCGUAUACGUCAUUUAACGACGAGUCCGGAGAAUCGACAGACAGACUCGUCAAGUUCAAACGUUGGCUUUGGUCCAUCGUUGAGAAGAUGUCGCACGUCGAGAGACAAGAUUUGGUAUACUUCUGGACAGGCUCUCCGGCCUUACCAGCAAGCGAGGACGGCUUCCAACCGAUGCCAAGUGUCACCAUCCGACCUGUCGAUGAUGCUCAUCUUCCAACGGCCAAUACCUGCAUAUCGCGUCUCUAUGUUCCCCUGUACAGCUCGCGUCAUGUUCUGCGUCACAAGCUCCUGCUCGCCAUCAAAACGAAAAACUUCGGCUUCGUUUGAAGAGAUGAAGCGAUUGUAAUCGCUUUCUCGGCCCAGUCACCUACACUUCCCAUAUUACUCCCUUCAUACGAAAUAACGGGAAACUUGAAAAUUUUCAAUUUCAAUUUUAAUCGAUAGGCAUUGUUUUUAAAAUUGAGUUAUUUAU